Naegleria lovaniensis is the source of this 1632-nucleotide messenger RNA. RefSeq lists its product as uncharacterized. The coding region runs from base 1 to 1632 and encodes 543 amino acids. Gene Ontology annotation, molecular function: protein binding. The transcript is spliced from 2 exons. NCBI's taxonomy places the organism in Eukaryota, Heterolobosea, Eutetramitea, Acrasida, Naegleriidae. The record is from RefSeq and is a predicted model, not a curated record.
AUGUCUCUGCAUGAAGAUCCCAUGAUGACUGAGGAAGAACCGUACGAAUACGUUACUCUUGAUCAAUAUCUUCCAAAAGAAAUCAAAAUGAUGAUAUUUGAAUUUUUACCUGUUCAAUCCUUGUUUAUGGUUGCACAUCAAGUUUGUAAAGACUGGCAUCAAUUAUUAUGUACUGAAAAAAACAAGUUUAUUUGGUUCCGAUUGCUUUCGAAUAUUUUGAAAACAAAAUUAAUGAUUAUUAAUGAUGAUGGAAAAAAGAUUACAAAACAACAAGAAAUGAUACAAUUUUUGUCUUGCAAACAAUGGCGAAAAUUACUCAAGUUUAUCACUCUCAAAGAACGGUCAAUCAUUAAAAAUUAUUUACAUCUACAACAAGAAAAGAAAACUGAAUCAGAAAAGACAACACGACUCACUCAACCAGAAGAUCCUCCUAGUGACGACGAAGACGAAGAAUGGAAUGAUGUCGACAAUGAGGAAACAAGCACCACUCCAACUAUCGAAAAUUUACAGUCAACUGAAAGUACAAACGAUAGUCAAAUGCAAUUGUCAUCUUCCACCAUCGAGUAUCCAUCAGGCCUCGACUUAUUCAAGGAGGAUGAAGAUACCAUACGAUCAUCGUUCAAAGAACGAACUCUAAUUUGCAAAUCCAUUAAGGCAAGUUCGGUUGACUUUACCAGCCAAGAUAUUGAAAAAACACGAGAUGCUCGAAAUACAAGAUCAUUUUGGUCAUCCACAGGUUCUAAAGACAACAAGGCUAACGAAUUUCUCAUUUAUCAGCUACAGGAUCCUUGGUUUGUAGUUGAAAGAGAACGCAAGCUUCAAAAAGCCAAGAGUGUGAAAAAGUGGACCGAAUUUUACAAAUAUGUGGAUGUUAUAAACACCAAAGAGGGAAAAUCUGACGAUACCACUGACCACGACGAAAGUGUCAUGUCGUUCGAUUCACAAAUUGGAGUAUUAUUUUUGGAAAAAUUUACACUCAAACCAUUCUUGGCUUCAUGGCAAAAUAACAACUGUUAUGCUCCAAAGCAAGUGUCUCUGUCUGUUGCAAAAAUUUCGCCCACCACAAAACUCGAAGACUUGAAAUUUGAAACCUUAGAUAAUUUAGAAUAUCCUGUUCAAAACACCAAUGAAUUUCAUCAGUUUGAGGCAGGCCCAUUUAUCAUUUUGUACAAACGAGAUAACAACAUUGACCUUCCUCCAACAGAGAAGACUACGACCGAAGAGACAGUGAGAUCUGAGACCACUCGAAAUGAUGAUGAGGAUGAUGAGGAUGAGGGGAUUGAAGUGGAAAAUGAGGAUGAGGAGGCAGAAGAAGGUCAAAAUCAAGAUAAUGGCGCAACUACUAGGAUUGUGAUCACAGACGAUGAUCUUUUGCAUGCCUUGUCACUCUCAGGUGGUGCGAUCAAUGACGAUUUCUAUAGAGAGCUGAGAAGAAUUGCCGAGAGAAAACUCAUUGAAAAGAGAAGAGAGGUCGAAGAGAACAUGCUGUUCCAGCAAUUAUCUGCAAGGGAAGAGGGAAAUAUUUUGGUGAGAUUUAACUUGUUGGGAAAGGGACAAACCCAACCUACAGAUAACUUGUACUACACAUGCUUGGAAUUUGUGGAUUUAUCAGGAUCGGCCUUUGUCCUUUAG